Molecule: messenger RNA, 1789 nt
Organism: Gamsiella multidivaricata
Lineage: Eukaryota; Fungi; Mortierellomycota; Mortierellomycetes; Mortierellales; Mortierellaceae
Exons: 6
Coding region: 377-1738 (453 amino acids)
Biological process (GO): regulation of intracellular signal transduction; cellular response to L-arginine
Cellular component (GO): cytosol
Source: RefSeq, a predicted model, not a curated record
ACUCCCUCACUCUUUUAUUCUCUUUAUUAUCAUCGCCGAUUAAUCUCGCAUACAUCUUCGCAGUCAACAAAACAGGGCCCUUCCAAAACAACGUCCACCAACGAAAAGCAUCGGAGAUAGCUGUGUCCGCCACCAGCAACAGCACUAGCACCAACACUAGCGUCCCCCAUCCUCGCGACCACUCGCACACUCCCCCCUCCCUUGCAGCCAGCUUCUAUUAAAUUCAUUCAUACGCUUCAUUUUUCCUCGUUUCCAUUCCCAUCCUUCUCCACUCGCUCGUCCCCCUCCCCCUCCUCCCCUCGCCUCGCCUUUUGUACAUAUAAACAAUCCCCCCCCCCCUUCCCGCCCACUCGUCCUACGCACAUAAUACUCCAUCAUGACCGUCUCCCUCCUGCCAGACCGACUCUGCCUGCUGCGGUUCCCUCGCGAGGACCUCGAGAUCUGCAGCCAUGCCAUCCUCAAGCACAUCCUCUUCCGCGACUACAGCCAUUCACAUAGAGAGCAUCGCAAAGACCCCCUCUUUUCCUACAUCGACAAUUCACUUGAGAUCUCCAUUUUCGGGGACGCAGAUGACAUCUCACGAGAUUUUGUGAAGGAACUCUGCCCGAGAAUCGAGAUCUCGGAUCAUAUUUAUCGUGCGCUGCAGGUCGAUAAUGUUUCUAUCUUUUACAUGAGCACGUACCAAACAGACCUGCUCUUUGUCCAAGAAAACCGUCUGCCUGUCGUCUUUACAACACUCUCGAAACAUGGCCUCCACAUGGCACUGGACGAGGAAGUCGGGACCACGCCGCCACACACACCCAUUCCUGAUCAACUUCAUUUCUGGAAACGCGGCAUGCAUGACAUCGAGGAGGAGGAGCACCACGAUGAGCAAAGUGGCGAUGAAAAGGCACAGUAUUCAGCCGCUACGGACUCGCGUCAUGUCACAAUGCACUCUGAAUUCUCGCUGGCCACACCACCUGGAUCCAGAAACUCAACCAGCGAUCACGAGGACGUGGAGAAUACUGUGCAAGUGGACACAAUAGAUGGGCUGGCUAGGCAGCUUAUGCCCCUGGAUAUCGUUUCGGCGCAGCAACAUGGAAGAGGAGCUCCGACGUGGACAUCCGCGGAAUCUGCAGAUAUUGACGCUGAAUAUGGUGUUAGACUUGAGCUGCUCAAGGCGUCCCCAACUACAACCACAGCAUUUGAACUUCGACAGCAGGCGGUUCGAACGCUGCCUCAAAACAGUCUCCGCUGCGUCGGUCUGAACACUGACCUGGAAGCAGGGCAUCAACCAUGGAUCCUGAAGGUCAUCAAGAUUCUUUUCUACCACGACGAAAUCAAGAAGGAGGCCAUCCGCGCCGGCAGAGGGCCGACGCACGAUGCACCACGGUUCUUUUCCUUUACCGCGACAUCAGAGUGUGUCUCCAUGAUUACGGACACUUACAUCUUGGAAGAGUUUGAGGAGCAUGAAUUGUUUAUGGACAUGGAGACACAUCCUCUCCGACUCAUCCAGCUGGAUCUGCAUCGCUUUGGCCUCGACAAGUAUGGUAUUAUCCACUCUGUCGCAAGGCUAUUGACGGAAGCAGGGAUCGACUUGCUGUACCUGAGUACGUUCAGUACCGCCAAUAUUUUAGUGGUCGAACACCGACUCUCUGACGCGGAAAAGAUCCUUAGCGGCAGUGACGCUAGUACGUCCCAGGAGUCUGAAUUUGAAGAAGGAUGUGAAGGAGACGACGAAGACGAUGAGAGUUCUUAGUAAAGAAAUAAAGGGCAAAUGCCUGACCUUCUAUAACUACAAAAAAAAAAA